This is a messenger RNA of Monodelphis domestica (gray short-tailed opossum), 2365 nucleotides long. RefSeq names its product ELAV-like protein 2. The record is from RefSeq and is a predicted model, not a curated record. Gene Ontology annotation, cellular component: ribonucleoprotein complex. Gene Ontology annotation, molecular function: RNA binding. NCBI's taxonomy places the organism in Eukaryota, Metazoa, Chordata, Mammalia, Didelphimorphia, Didelphidae.
CCCAGAGUUCACUCUCCUGGCCGCCUCCCCAAGAGUCAGACACGCGGCUGCCUCUCUGGCACAUGUGCUCCCAGCUUGCUGGGCCUGGGCCUGCGCUGCCCCGGCAGUUUCCAGCGCCUUCCACCAGCCCGCUGUUCGACCCCGUCUAGCCUCGGUGCCGUGAGUACAGCCAGUGUCUGAGAAGAUGCGGCUACAGGACCUUCCCGGCAGGGAGCCUGAGGUCGCUAACAACCCCAGUACAUCCCAUGAUGACCACCACGGCACCAACCUCGGGGAUACCACCAAUGGUUCCAGCUCCAUCUCCGGCUCAGGUUCCACCUCCGGCUCCAGUUCCAUCUCCGGUUUCGGUUCCACCUCUGGCUCCAGUACCAUCUCCGGCUCCAUUUCCAUCUCCGGUCCCAGUUCCAGCUCUGCCUCCAGCCCGGGCCCGGGCCCCAGCUCCGGCCCCAGCACCGUCGUCACUCCUGGUCCCAGCUCCAGUUCAGGCCUGGGCUCUAGUUCCACCUCCAACUGGCCCACCUACAACAUGGCAUCCACCACUUAUGGACACACCAGCAACGGAGUAGGCCACGCAAGCAACGGGCAUGGGCCCACCGCUCUGGCCCCAACCCUGGCUCCUGUUCCUGUCCUGAGGACUCCGGCGCCUGUUCCAGCUCCAGUGCCCAUUCCAGCUCCGGCUUCCAUUCCGCCUCCAGCACCCAUCCUGGCUCCAGCACCCAUCAUGGCUCCAGCACCCAUCAUGGCUCCAGCACCAGCACCAGCUCCUAUUCCGGCUCCUGCACCCAUCCCGGCUCCUGCACCUGUCCCUGCCCCAGCCUUUGCCCUUGUGGAGGCUCCAGAUUUUGCCAAGCCCCCUGCUGCAGCUCCUGUCCAGUUUCCUCACCUGGCUCCCACUUUUGCCUGGCCUCCUCUUCCUUACUCUCCCCUUACUCGAGGAGGCACCCGAGUUCACCUAGGUGCCCGUGUAAGGGUUCCCACUCUGGCUUCAGCCCUGGGUGAAGAAGCUGCUGCAGCUAGUCCUCACCUUCCACCAGCAUCAGCUCCUAUUGAAACUCCCGGGGUGGCGGGGGCUUCUACCUCCUCAGCCACUACUGAACCGGCUUCGUCAGGCUCCUCCGACCCCAAGACCAAUCUGAUCGUCAACUACCUGCCGCAGAGCAUGACCCAAGAGGAGUUCUACAAUUUGUUUGCCACUGUGGGUAAGAUUCAGUCCUGUAAACUGGUGAGAGACAGGUCAACAGGCCAGAGCCUAGGCUAUGGCUUUGUCAACUAUGUUGAUCCCAGGGAUGCCGAGCAGGCUGUCUGCUUGCUGAACAGGCUUCAGUGUCCCCCUAAAACCAUUAAGGUGUCCUUUGCUCGGCCGAGCUCAUCCUCGAUCCGAGAUGCCAACCUUUACGUCAGUGGUCUGCCGAGGAAUAUGAUGCAGAAGGAUCUAGAACAGCUCUUCUCUCCCUUUGGACGCAUCAUUACAUCAAGAAUCCUGAUAGAUAGGGUCAGUGGGGCCUCUCGGGGGGUGGGCUUUAUCCUCUUUGAUAAGAAAUCAGAGGCUGAGGAAGCCAUCAAGGCCCUCAAUGGUCAGAAACCCUGUGGGAACCGGGUGCCUCUCAUAGUCAAGUUUGCUCAACAUCAGACCCAGAGGACCCCUCAGGGCUACCUGUCUCAAGUCCAGCAGCCUCCCCAACACUACUUCAGGCCACCACCACCGCCGCCACAACCACAACCACAGCCACAGCCACAACCACAACCACAACCACAACCACAGACCUCAAGAUUUGGGCAAGAAGGCUUUUUCAACAUGCCCUAUGGAGUCCAGAACAUGGCACCCCCCUCCUACAGUGGUGCUCCCAACAUGGCGGGAAUAACUUACCCGGGCCAUACCAGCAGUGGCUGGUGUAUCUUCGUCUACAACUUGUCUCCCGACUCUGACGAGAACGUCCUUUGGCAACUUUUCGGGCCCUUUGGAGCAGUGAGCAAAGUCAAAAUCAUCCGAGAUUUCAACACCAACAAGUGCAAACGUUUUGGCUUUGUCACUAUGACCAGCUACAAUGAAGCCGCCUUAGCCGUUGCCAGCUUAAAUGGAUACUGUCUUGGUGGCCGUGUGCUGCAGGUUUCCUUUAAGACCAACAAAAUUCACAAGGCUUGAAUCACACAAAGCCUUGUUUAGCAAGGUGCACAGUUAAAAGAAGUGCGCCAACAUGGAAGAAACAGGACGAGGAGGGAAGAAACUUUCUACCAUUUGUCACCAGUGGACUUUGUAAACCAGUUUUGCCUUGGCUGGUUUGCAAAAUUUCUGAAUCAUCGGCCAUCCUUGGGUGGAUCAGGAAAAGAGUUUUAUACUGCUUAGAAAAAUACCAAAAAAAUAGCA